UAAUACAUAAUACAUAAUAAUACAACUGGAUGUGGCCGAAAUCAUGUUCAUAUUCUGAUCAUUAAAUGAACAUCCCCAUCUCGGUUUGAGGGAUCAAGCAAGCACGAACCUAAGCUCCAUUCAUUCUCUUGUGCGUCCAAAAUACAUGGUGAGAAUGGAAGCAAAAGCUUCAUCAUCAUUGGGCGUGAUCCUUCUUCUCGUAGUCAUAGCUGAAGCAGCUGUGUCCAAAGGAUCCUUUGAAGAUAAUUUCAGCAUAAUGUGGUCUGAAGACCAUUUUAGUACCUCCAAGGAUGGGCAGAUCUGGUAUCUCUCACUUGACAAAGACACAGGAUGUGGAUUUCAAACAAAGCAGCGAUACAGAUUCGGGUGGUUCAGUAUGAAGCUGAAAUUGGUGGCAGGUGACUCUGCUGGAGUUGUCACAGCUUACUAUAUGUGCUCGGAGAACGGGGCAGGGCCAGAAAGAGAUGAGCUGGACUUUGAGUUCUUGGGGAACAGAACAGGGCAGCCGUUCUUGAUUCAGACAAAUGUAUACAAGAAUGGAACUGGAGGCCGUGAGAUGAGGCACAUGCUUUGGUUCGAUCCAACUGAGGACUACCACACCUAUUCGAUUCUCUGGAACAACCACCAAAUUGUGUUUUUCGUGGAUAGAGUGCCCAUAAGGGUGUUCAAGAACAAUGGGAAGGAAAACAAUUUCUUCCCAAAUGAGAAGCCCAUGUACUUGUUCUCGAGCAUAUGGAACGCAGAUGAGUGGGCCACAAGAGGAGGACUGGAGAAGACGAACUGGAAACUAGCACCCUUUGUGUCAUCAUACAAGGACUUCAGCGUCGACGGCUGCCAAUGGAAAGAUCCAUAUCCUGCAUGUGUCUCAACCACCACCGACAAUUGGUGGGAUCAAUACUCUGCCUGGCACCUCUCCGAUGAUCAGAAGAAGGAUUAUGCUUGGGUUCAGAGGAACCUCGUCAUCUAUGACUACUGCAACGAUUCUCAACGCUAUCCAAUCCUUCCAGAAGAGUGUUCUUUGAGCCCCUGGGAUUAAUUCCUUUUACACUUCCUUUUUUUGCGCGUAAUGUAUGUGCACCCACUUCGUAUGCCAUCGGCAUUUAAGAGAUUAUAUUCAUUCAUUCAGUUCGUUAUCAUAGCUGAAUAAGAAAAAUGCUAAAUCUCUUUUCAUCAGCUGGCUCCAUAGUUAGACAUAAAGAUUAGUCGCUAAAUAAACAAUUUCAACCCAUUUAAUUUGCUGAAGUCUGGAAACAGGAAACUAGAACCCGCUUGAAACUAACAUGCACCAGAGCACUGUUUGCAUAUGCAAUACUGAUUCCUAACGCCUAUUUUCUUAACAUCAAUUCUCUAACCCAAUCAUUGAGCAUUGAGAAAUGGUAAAUUACGACUGUCUUAGCAAUCAAUCGAAGCAUGCCUUCACAUGGUUUUAUGUGAGUAGUAUGACAAAAAUUUAAAGAAAGAAGGGAACAGCAAUGCGGCAAUCGAUAGGCCUUGUCUUCCCUGAGACGUCAACCAAACCGAUGCUCGGCUUAUCUAAUAUCCUGAAUGACUUUAAACAUCCAUACCCAUCAACCAUCCAUAUUUAAUAUCAUCAUAUGACCAAGUAUAAUUCAACAAUAUACAGCAACAAAAGCCCUUUCGAGCCACAAUUCAAAUAUACAAACACAAACUACAUAAUAGAAUCAACACAGCAUUAACCAAGGUACCAACUUUUAUAAAGGUAAAACACAAAGUGCAAUUAAAAAAAACAGUAGUAUUAUUAACAAUCAAAAGAUAAAUAACGAAAUUUAUUUAAAGGGCCACUAAGGACCCAGACCCAUUCAACAAGUUCAGAAAUUUAAAAACAUAAUAUUGAGGAAA
Messenger RNA from Arachis ipaensis, 1860 nucleotides. It is a transcript of the gene XTH8, whose product is annotated as xyloglucan endotransglucosylase/hydrolase 8. Gene Ontology annotation, molecular function: hydrolase activity, hydrolyzing O-glycosyl compounds; xyloglucan:xyloglucosyl transferase activity. NCBI's taxonomy places the organism in Eukaryota, Viridiplantae, Streptophyta, Magnoliopsida, Fabales, Fabaceae. Gene Ontology annotation, cellular component: cell wall; apoplast. Gene Ontology annotation, biological process: xyloglucan metabolic process; cell wall biogenesis. The record is from RefSeq and is a predicted model, not a curated record.